Molecule: messenger RNA, 3150 nt
Organism: Dicentrarchus labrax (European seabass)
Lineage: Eukaryota; Metazoa; Chordata; Actinopteri; Moronidae
Product: sushi domain-containing protein 6
Exons: 10
Coding region: 207-1835 (542 amino acids)
Source: RefSeq, a predicted model, not a curated record
GCAAGCUAGCCAUUAGGGAGCUAGCUGGCGGUUAGCCGUAGUAGUACCCCUCGGCUCGUUCAAUCAUAUUUGUGUUGAUUCCGCAGCAACGUUAAAUGUCUCCGGUGUCGCUGAGCUAUUGGUGAUAAAUGUCUACAGCGUGAGAUAGCGAGGGUGGAGGUUUCAAAGGCCGUGUUUUUGUGGUUGAGUUGACUCUGCAGGAGAAGAUGUGCAAUGGAAUGAUAGAGUCACUAUCCAAUGCCUGUUGGGCCCAUACCUCAGCCACUAAACGGACCGUGUUGUUGCUGCUGGUACUGACUGUAGUGUCCACUGGGCAAUGGUCAGGAUGCGUGAGGCCAUAUAUGGUCCAGAACAGCUGGGUAAACCUCACAGAAACCAACAGGGGCUCCUUCCCUGUGGGCACAGUACUGCAGUACAGCUGUGACCCUGGUUACCUGCCAGACGGACCCAGCAUCCUCACCUGCUCCGCACUGGGACGUUGGUCCUCUGAACCUCCUCACUGCAUACGCAGUGGUGCAUGUCUACCCCUCUCCAAACCUGAGAAUGGGGGCUACACCUGCCAUCCAUCCCCCUGUCGAAUGUUUUCUCAUGGCACUGUGAUUGAGUUCUUCUGUGAUGAGGGCUUCGUUGUCAGUGGAGACUACAACUACCUGACCUGCCAGGAUGGACAGUGGGAUGGCCCCAUGCAGAUCAGUUGCGUGAGCCAAGGUUGUAUAAGACCCUCUACUGUGCAGCAUGGCUCAACUAAUCUGACAGACACCAACAGGAGUUUGUUCCCUGUGGGCACGGUACUGCAGUACAGCUGUGACCCUGGUUACCUGCCUGCUGGACCCAGCAUCCUCACCUGCACCACACUGGGACACUGGUCCUCUGAACCUCCUCGCUGUAUACGCAGUGAUGGUUGUAUAAGACCCUUUACGGUGCAGCAUGGAUCAACUAAUCUGACAGAAACCAACAGGAGCUCGUUUCCUGUGGGCACAGUACUGGAGUACAGCUGUGACCCUGGUUACCUGCCAGACGGACCUAGCAUCCUCACCUGCUCCGCACUCGGACACUGGUCCUCUGAACCCCCUCGCUGUAUACGCAGUGAUGUAUGCCAAUCUCCUUAUCAGCCAGAGAACGGUGGCUACACUUGCCACCCUUCCACAUGCGGACGGCUUUCUCACGGCACUGUGAUUGAAUAUUUCUGUGAUGAAGGCUAUAUUCUGAAGGGAGAUUAUAAAUACCUUACCUGCCAGUACGGGGAGUGGGACAGCCAAGUGAAGGUCAGCUGCCUCAUGGAGCAAGACCACAAUCCAACUCUACCGUUGGGGAUGCCUGCCUUGUCCAUAGUGGCAUCCACAGCCAGCUCAGUGGCCCUGAUCCUGCUCCUGGUGGUGCUGUUUGUACUUCUGCAGCCAAAACUCAAGUCCCUCCAUCGACGCGAUCAGGGUGUGUCCGGCCAGCCCGUGUCUAUCAUGGUGGAAGGAGUCCAGGUGACUCUGCCUUCAUACGAGGAAGCUGUGAACAGUAAUGGAGCCUCAGCCUCAGCCGAGUCUCGAGUCCAGAUAGUGCUGUCUGAGGGUCAGCAUGCCACAACGCCAGAGGCUGGCCCCUCUAGGCCUUCUUCCGUCAAGCAGCAGCAGUCAGAGAUGGCUGUGGUCCACCCUGUACCACCGUCCUCAUCCUCCUCGUCACCCUCACCCUCAUCCUCUGCCUGGGUUCUGGAGCAUGCAGGUGCUGCAGCUCCUUCAUCCUCACAAAGACGGCCGUCUGCAGGCAGCGACCAACACAGCCUGUCUCUGGACUCUGAGAUGGACUACUCUGAUGAUAUGCCACUGCUGAAGGAGGCCUGAAAAAUGCUGCAGCCUUUGGACUUUUGGACCCGAGACAACCAGCAUUGCUACUGAUCUGUACUGGUGAGCUGGGAUGCCUCCUUGAGAGUUUGUCAACACAGCUGUCCACACAGACAAGCUCAACUAAAGAGGCUCUGAGUGAAGCUGUGGGUCACUCAGAAUAGUUCCUCUGACCAUCCCAAAGGAGAACAGAGAAGGGAUGCACAUGUACAUACAUGCUUACAUUUUUUUAUAGGAAUCCCUACACUAUGUAUGUAGGUCUAAUGUCCGAAGCUCAGUUUGAAAAUGUAGAAGAAAAACAGAUGGGAACAGGCACCUCCUGAAGGAGUGUGUCUUAAAGGCUGUUGAAAAAAAAAUGACUGAUGUAUUUCAGUUGAAUGGGCAAAGCUGCAAAUUCACUUUGGGAGCUAAUAAUCUCAUCAGUGACUUGUUUACUGUUUUUUUUUUUCUUUAACCACAUAUCACCCCAUUUCAGACAUAUUGGCAAAGAUGCAUGAAGGCCAGGUAAUCUAGAGAAGAAGCCAUGCAAACUUCCAACAUUGUCUUCAAAUAGUUUUGUGAUUCAAAAUCAUUAUUUAAGGUGUUUAUUAAUCAUGACUCAUGUCAUUCUACGUGUCACUGUACAGUUUCAGGCUGCUUGCCUACCCAAGGGUUCACACUACUGCAUUUUUCAUUGGAUUGAGGGCAAACAUUUUGCAAAGAGUUCAUGUAUUCUCUUCAUUAUCAUACCUUGCCCUCAAUGGCCUUAGCUUUCCACUUCUAUGCACAGGUAUCUAUAAUAUGUAAAAUAAGGAAUUUAAAAAAUGAAUGUCAGUUAAAUGCCUCCACUGCUUAGUGAUAUUAUGUGUGGCUUUGUCAGACACAUCACUUGUACACCGGAAAAUAUUAUUCUCUUUAUUUAUGCAGGCUGCUUGGGUUCCUGUUUUAAGUCUUAACGGGAAACUAAAGUGUGUAUUUAAUUUAUUUUUGUCUAGAACGCUGUUGAUCAGCCAUGGCUUCUUUUGAUGCUUCCACAGCUCUUGGAAACAAAAACUAGGUCUUUUCACUUUGCCGCUUCAGUUUUAAUUCGACUGCAGGCACGUUAUAUGUGACACUGUAAAUGUGGUUGGGAAGAUCCAACACAAAAAUGGAAGUAAGUGUACAGAUUAGUGUAAUGUCAGUUUUCACUUUGUUUGACUGUCCAUUGAAUUUUCUGUUGGACUGAGGAAUUGAUAUUUUUUUUGUGAAGAUGGUAUUUUAAUAUAUGUAAAAAGUUUUAAGUUAACUGUAUAUACCAUACGACCAUUUUGAUUAAAUAUUAUUUGAGGUGUUCAAA